AGAACCAAGAAUAUAUAAUGUAAAUUUGUUACAUAUUUUCCCGCCUUUUAUGUUAAUUGUGCGGCGUGACGCAUUCUUCCGCCCAGCCCGCGCUCACGCGCCACUUCCGGUUCCUUCCCCCCCCUCCUCUCUCUCUCAGCCCGCCGCCAUCAUGUCGCUCGUCAUCCCCGAGAAGUUCCAGCACAUCCUGCGAGUGCUCAACACGAACAUUGACGGUCGGCAGAAGGUGGCGUUUGCCAUCACGGCCAUCAAGGGCGUGGGGCGCCGCUAUGCUCACAUCGUCCUGCGCAAGGCCGACAUCGACCUGAGCAAGCGCGCCGGCGAGCUCAGCGAGGAGGAGGUGGAGCGCGUGAUCACCAUCAUGCAGAACCCUCGUCAGUACAAGAUCCCAGACUGGUUCCUCAACAGGCAGAAGGACAUCAAGGAUGGCAAAUUCAGUCAGGUGCUGGCUAACGGGCUCGACAACAAGAUGCGCGAGGAUCUUGAGCGGUUAAAGAAGAUCCGUGCUCACCGGGGCCUGCGUCACUACUGGGGCCUGCGUGUGCGUGGACAGCACACCAAGACGACGGGGCGACGAGGCCGCACCGUGGGUGUCUCCAAGAAGAAGUAGACGAGGAGGAGGAGGAGGAGGAAGAGUUGGCGGUGGACAGCGACCGCCCCUCAACCGCGCCGCACCGACACCACCGGCACCGCUGCCGUCGUCACGCCUCAAUAAAAACUCCCACAGCGUUGGCAAAAAAAACCCAAAA
This is a messenger RNA of Petromyzon marinus (sea lamprey), 749 nucleotides long. It is a transcript of the gene RPS18, whose product is annotated as ribosomal protein S18. Gene Ontology annotation, cellular component: small ribosomal subunit; cytosol; ribosome. Lineage: Eukaryota; Metazoa; Chordata; Hyperoartia; Petromyzontiformes; Petromyzontidae. Gene Ontology annotation, biological process: translation. Gene Ontology annotation, molecular function: RNA binding; structural constituent of ribosome. The record is from RefSeq and is a predicted model, not a curated record.